UUGUUUACUACCAUCUUACAUUCAUGUGACCAUCACAAGGAAGUGCAGAGCAAUGGACAGGCUCUCGUCCUAGCGUCGACUUUUACCUCUAUUUUCAACAUUUAUAGAAUGACUUGUUAUCUAGUUUUAUUUCUUAGCUUAUUACUGGGUUUUAGCUUUUUCUCUCCGUUAAGAAGCAGUGAAGAACAACGGCAGAAGUGGCCUGUCCCUUACAAGAGGUUUGACUAUCGGCCGGAUGUGGACUCCUACUGCCAGGCCUUGUACCCCUUCUGUCCUACAGGAGAUCAGGAUGGAAGGAUACCUUACAUGACAGAAAGUGAUGUCAUCUCGGUUUAUCGACUACAGACUCCUGUUUGGGAAUUCAAAUAUGGAGAUCUUCUUGGAAAAGUGCAUAUUAUGCAUGACGCCAUUGGCUUCAGUAGCUUCGAGAUGAGGACUAAUUUCACCACGGAGUGGUAUGAACUGUUUCAGCUGGGCAACUGCACCUUUCCUCACCUCAGACCCAAAUUCAAUGCCCCAUUCUGGUGCAAUCAGGGAGCUGCCUGCUUUUUUGAAGGCAUAGAUGAUUUACACUGGUCUCAAAAUGGCACGUUGGAAAAAAUAGGUGAAAUCUCAGGCAACCAGUUCAAUGACUUGGCCAAGUGGGUGCAGCAGGACAACAGCACUGGUAUUUACUAUGAAACCUGGACCGUGCGCUCGGACCCAAGCUCCAAUGCCACAGUUUGGUUUGAGUCCUAUGACUGCUCCCAAUUUGUUCAUCGCACAUACAGGAAACUGACUGAACUGGGGGCUAAACUGUCCAGUCGAACACAAACCAACUACACAAAGAUCUACUUGUACAGUGGAGAACCAAGAUACCUGGGAAACGACAGUGCUAUCUUUGGCCAGCCUGCACUGGAAAACCUAGCAAAGGACAUUAGGAAAUUUUACUACAUGUUCAGGCCUCAUCAGUCCUAUGUUGACAUAGUUGUUAGUCUGUUGGAAGCUUAUGACAAAGUUGUGCUGGACAAAAGUUUUUACCUUUAUUACAACUUUGAAUACUGGUAUUUGCCAAUGAAAUAUCCGUAUAUACAGAUCACAUAUGAGGAAGUACCAUUACCGUGACAUCUGAUGUGCAAAUACACCACAGUCACAUCAAAGCUGAUAAUUUUGAGUUUUGUAAUUAAUGAGUUUAAGACAAUACUGAUGAAUGACUAAUUUACUAUGAUAAAACUAAUAAAAUAUCUUAAUGUAUAUACCAAA
This is a messenger RNA of Boleophthalmus pectinirostris (great blue-spotted mudskipper), 1242 nucleotides long. It is a transcript of the gene cln5, whose product is annotated as CLN5 intracellular trafficking protein. NCBI's taxonomy places the organism in Eukaryota, Metazoa, Chordata, Actinopteri, Gobiiformes, Gobiidae. The record is from RefSeq and is a predicted model, not a curated record. The transcript has 4 exons. Gene Ontology annotation, molecular function: hydrolase activity, acting on glycosyl bonds. Gene Ontology annotation, biological process: lysosome organization. Gene Ontology annotation, cellular component: lysosomal membrane; lysosome. Bases 109 to 1104 code for a protein of 331 amino acids.